Molecule: messenger RNA, 1309 nt
Organism: Haplochromis burtoni (Burton's mouthbrooder)
Lineage: Eukaryota; Metazoa; Chordata; Actinopteri; Cichliformes; Cichlidae
Product: lamin-B1-like
Exons: 5
Coding region: 102-533 (143 amino acids)
Source: RefSeq, a predicted model, not a curated record
GAUCUGUUUGUCUGUUAGUUGGAGAAAAACCAACAUGCAGCUGAGGAAAGCUGAAGGAGGAACAUCAUCACCUGCAGAAGAAACAUGCAGAGAUCAGCAACAUGAAGAAAGAACCAGAGACAAGCAAACCACAUCCUGAGAAAUCUCAGACAAGUUUUGAGGAACAGAAUAAGAGCGGCUCAGCCAAUCACAGCUCAAACACAGAUGACAUCACUGUGGUCGAGGUCGAGAAAAAUGGCAACUAUAUCUGUCUGAAAAACACUUCCAGUGAGAAUAAACUUUUGUCAGGUUGGAAGUUAAAACUACAGAUCAACAACAGAGAAAGUGCCACAUACGAAUUUAAAGAAAACUUUAUACUGAAAGCUGGAGAGACACUCCUUUUACGGCAAGAUGCUGUCAACAAGCCAAUUAAAACUGAUGCUGACCUGCUGUGGAUGAACAUGGUCAACUGGAACAUUGGAGACGACGUGAAGAUCGACCUCAUCAGCAACACUGGAGAAGAACAGAUGCUGUUUAAAAACAAGAUCAUGUAAAAUAAUCAGAGUUACUUUUCUGAGGGAUAAAUUAAGUAAGAGCAUUAUUACAUUUUAUAUAUUUCAUAUUAUUUUAUGUCAGUUAAAAAUUUUGUGGUUUUAUUGAAUUAAAAAUAUGUAAAUAAAAAUAUCUUUAAAAAGAGUCUUUAUUAUUUAGAGGUGCAACACAAAUAUAGUUUAACUGCAAUGAUGUGGACAAAGGUGAGACUUCGCUGUGUGUUUUAAAGCUGAAGGUACAUGAGUGAGAACUUCACAAAGAGAAAAUCUUACAAGAUCUCAAGAUCUUUUUUUCUGUUUUACUUUGAAAAGUGAUUAUUAUUUUUUUUUUAAAACAUAAGUCACAGCGACUACUCCCUAGUUGACUAUUUGCAUUAGAGACGUAAUUUUUUUGUUUUCCAUUCUUUAGCACAGAUUAUAGAACAGGAGGUGUUUUGUAAUUAGCAUAGUUAACGUCAUCAAGACAAGAGCGCUGAAUCCAAAGUAGAACAAACAACAGGUUGUUGUACUUUGGAUUGAUGACGGGCCGAGCACUUCAAGUCCUGAUAUCAUCAUCCAACAUCAUAACAUCGUACAGCUAAUAUCCUAAAGUAACAGUUAAAACAGUGCUCAGGAUAAUUGCAUUUGAGUAAAGCACUCUUUGAAGGCAGCACUGUUUUAAGAUGUAGUUCACCAACAUCAGAUAUGCUGCACUUGUGCCAUCCUUCAUCAGAUAUGGAAACACUGUGGCUCACCAUAUCUCCUGUUAUUCUGUUGUCUAUAAGAAGUGUAUCUUUAUA